Molecule: messenger RNA, 618 nt
Organism: Closterium sp. Yama58-4
Lineage: Eukaryota; Viridiplantae; Streptophyta; Zygnematophyceae; Desmidiales; Closteriaceae
Source: the annotation of a GenBank genome assembly
AUGAGACCGCAUAAUCUCGCGGAGGUGGGGCAGGACGCGGCGGAACAUACGGGGCCCAUGGAUCCCCGCCACCCGCUCCCACGAAGCCAGCCCCCGCAGGCAGCGGACUACCAGGACGCACAAGAGACCCCACUGGGUUGUGAAGCAAGAAAGCAGCAAGGGGAGCGACAGGUGUUGCUGGAUGCGCGGCUUGAGAUGAUGACUUCGAACGGUGGAGUGCUUGCUCUACACCAUCCAGCCUCUGGAGGACACGCUCCAUCGUGGUCGGCGCCUGACGCGCCCAUCCGCCACGGCCAUAGCCGCCCUACCGGCCACGGCGCCCACGACCACUUGCAUUCGAGCGCACAAGCGAUGGACGGCAAGACGGGACGCGUUGGCACGGGCGGUCAGGAGAUCGUCCCCCACGACGAGGAGAGUAGAACCUCUGGCGCUUCAACAGCCGCGUCGAACGCGGGGAGGGGGACCGACGAUGCGAGGCGCGACGAUCAGGAGAAUGCUGACGUGUCGAAUGGCGAGCGGGGGAUUGGUGACGACGCGUCCAGCGAUCUCAGGACGGGCUUCGCGACGCCACGUGGCAAGACUCCUCGCGACGGCUCGCCCGCCCCUCCUCGCGUGUAA